AUUCCUCCUUAUGCUAUAUGCUAUAAAUCAGCAGCUGAAGGGUGCAGUGGCUUAACGCUGUUACCUUCACUCAUCACCCAAAAGAAAAAAAAAAUUACCAAACCGAAAAUUUUUCUGUUUCGACAAUGGCUGAGGCUGAAAACAAUGUUGCUGAAACGAUCAACGGUGAUUGUCACGAUUUUAAGUCGCUUCUGUCUUCUUCAGACAGGGAUUUCCUCGUCCGUAACAACGGUGAUCAGGUUAAAAUUGACAGUUUGAAGGGGAAGAAACUUGGAUUGUAUUUCUCAGCAUCAUGGUGUGGUCCGUGUCGAAGAUUCACCCCUAAGUUAGUGGAGGUGUACUCUGAACUCUCUCCCAAAGGCGAUUUUGAGAUCAUUUUUAUCUCGGGAGAUGAAGAUGAAGAGUCGUUCGACGGUUACUUCUCUAAGAUGCCAUGGCUUGCAAUCCCUUUUUCUGAUUCAGAAACACGUGAGGGGUUGGAUAAGUUGUUCAAGGUGAUGGGAAUACCUCAUCUUGUGCUCUUGGAUGAAAAUGGGAAAGUCUCCACUGAUGACGGAGUUGGGAUCAUUCGAGAGUAUGGAGAGGAAGGGUAUCCUUUCACCCCUGAAAAGAUCCAAGAAUUAAAAGAUUUAGAAGAAAAGGCCAGGACUGAACAGUCCAUAAAAACUAUCUUGGUUUCCCGUUCACGCGACUUUGUAGUUACAUCUGAUGGAAACAAGGUACCUGUGUCUGAACUUGAGGGGAAGACUGUAGGUCUAUAUUUUGCAGUGUCUACCUUCAAGCCAUCUGCCGAUUUUACUGCAAAACUUGCCGAAGUUUAUAAGAAAUUGAAGGAAAAGGGGGAGAAUUUUGAGAUUGUUGUGAUAUCCCUUGAUGAUGAAGAGGAAUCUUUCAAGGAAAGCUUUGUGGCACCUUGGUUGGCAGUGCCUUUCAAAGACAAGAGCUGUGAGAAAUUGACUAGGUACUUUGAGCUCUCUACCCUUCCAACUAUUGUUAUUAUUGGGCCAGAUGGGAAAACUCUUCACUCUAAUGUUGCUGAAGCUAUUGAAGAACAUGGGAUUCAGGCCUAUCCCUUCACCCCUGAAAAAUUUGCAGAGCUUGCAGAAAUAGAGAAAGCAAGAGAGGCAGCACAAACUCUGGAAUCGGUUCUGAUUUCAGGGGAUCUGGAUUUUGUCAUUGGGAAGGAUGGUGCUAAGGUUCAGGUCACUGACUUGGUAGGGAGGACUGUUCUCUUGUACUUCUCAGCACAUUGGUGCCCCCCAUGUCGUGCCUUCACUCCAAAACUUGUUGAAGCAUACAACAAGAUCAAGGCAAAGGAUGAAGCGUUUGAAGUGGUUUUUAUUUCUAGUGACAAGGAUCAAGCCUCCUUUGAGGAAUAUUAUUCAGAAAUGCCCUGGCUGGCACUUCCUUUUGGUGAUGCUAGGAAGCCAUUGUUGAGUCGCAAAUUCAAGGUCCAAGGCAUCCCUAUGCUUAUUACCAUCGGACCAACUGGAAAAGCUGUUACAAAUGAGACCAGGAAUCUGAUAAUGGACCAUGGGGCCGAUGCUUAUCCUUUCACUGAGGAGCGUUUGAAGGAGAUUGAGGCGAAGUAUGAGGAGACGGCAAAGGAGAUGGCAAAGGAGUGGCCUGAGAAGCUAAAACAUGAACUGCAUGAGGAGCAUGAGCUGGUGCUAACUCGUCGCAGGUCUUACUAUUGUGAUAAAUGCAAUGAACGAGGACAAAUCUGGUCAUUCUACUGUGAAGAAUGUGACUUUGAUCUGCAUCCAAAGUGUGCCCUGGAAAAAGAUAAAGAAACCAAAGCUGAUGAAAAGGAGGAAGAAAGUCCAAAGGAAGGCUGGGUCUGUGAUGGGGAGGUUUGCAAAAGAGCUUGAUGAACUUUAUCCAUGGGUUUGGUGGUGCAAUUUUCUAUUUUUCAUGUAUGUUUUCAGUUAUGGCAGUGGUAGUCUACUCUAUGGUUUGUUUCUUGUUGGGCUUGGAAAUACUUGGGUAUUGUAGCAGUGGUGCUCUAUGGUUUUUUUCUUAUGAAGCUAUGUCAUAUCUUACGAGGUAAUAAAAACUUUGAAAGCGGGUCUUAAGUAGCAAUGGUGUUCUAAACUUGAAUGCAUAUCUACUGUGAAAAACCUGCAGAUUGGGUGCUCUAUGUACUGUAGAUUGGAUUGCACUGUCCACUCCACGUGUUGAUUUCUUUUUUAAUUUUUUACAUAUUUAUUAUAAAACGUUUUUGGGGUUCUCAUA
This is a messenger RNA of Durio zibethinus, 2235 nucleotides long. Its product is annotated as putative nucleoredoxin 1. Gene Ontology annotation, molecular function: thioredoxin-disulfide reductase (NADPH) activity. NCBI's taxonomy places the organism in Eukaryota, Viridiplantae, Streptophyta, Magnoliopsida, Malvales, Malvaceae. The record is from RefSeq and is a predicted model, not a curated record.